GAGGAGGACUCUCCCUCGAAAACCAGUGGCUCCUCAAGACCGCCGACAGACGAGAUACAGCCGUUGUCAUUGCGGUCGUCGACUGCGGAUGGCAAAGGCAAUAUCAGCAAGUCAAGCACUGACCGGCGGGUGUUUACACGCCCUCCGGGUAUGAGGUCACCGAAGUCACUGUCCAAGAGUGUCAAGGCGAACGCGACGUUCCUGACGGAGUGUUCAUUUGGCGUUGCCCAUGAUAGACUAGUUCAGGUCAUCACGGACGUGCAGCCGUUCGAACCCUACUGGGAGGAGCUAAGCGUUAUCGAUCUCUCGAGGAAGAAUCUGGACAGCGUAGCGCGACUGAAGGAAUUCCUGCCGCGGCUGGAUUCACUAUGUCUUAAUACCAAUCAGGUUUCAUACCUGAGUGGCAUCCCAAGCACGGUGAGAUCUCUGUCGGUCGCAUCAAACGCCCUCACGAGCGUGGCUUCUUUCAAUCAUCUCCGCAAUCUGGAGAACCUUGACAUCAGCAAUAACCAGUUGGACUCGUUACGUCAACUCGAAUGCCUCCGCCAUCUAAGGGAGCUGCGAGCCGACGGCAACAAAGUAACGAGCGUCGACGGAUUGCAGCAAUUGGACGGGCUGGUCAAGCUGAGCCUCGAGGGUAACGCAAUCCAUGAUAUUGAUCUGACAGAAUGUCGCUGGACACGGCUGGAGAUGUUGCAUCUAGCCAAGAAUCGAAUUGAGAACAUCAACGGACUGGCGACUCUGCCAUCAUUGGUCCUGCUGAACCUUGAUAAGAACUGUUUGGGCGAGCUGGAUGCCCACGGGGUGAUGCCGCGGCUUCGCAUCCUGCGCGUGAGCGGGAACCGGCUGGCGCAGCUGAAUGCAGGCAGCUUUCCCAACCUGCGGACGCUGUACGCGGACGAUAACCACCUGGGGAAUCUCGUAAAGGCAAGCCGGCUGACGAAACUGGAAAACCUGAGCCUGCGGAACCAGCGCGGGCGCCUGCUGAACUUGAGCGUGAGGGAUGUGCGGGACGUGAAGCGGCUGUAUCUCUCAGGAAAUCCAUUGAAGGCCGGGUUUAUGGAUGAACCGUGCUACAACCUAACGUACCUGGAGCUGGCUGGGUGCCGGCUGGCGGCGCUGCCUGCGAACCUGGCGAAGCUGGUGCCGAACCUGCGCAACCUGAACCUGAAUUAUAAUUUCGUUGAGGAUGUGCGACCGCUGCACGGGCUGAGCAGGCUGAAGAAGCUGACGAUGGUGGGGUCGCGGCUGAAGACGACGAAAGAGCUGAUCCGGGUGCUGCGCGGGAUGCCCGAGGCAGAGGUGCUGGAUUUUCGGAUGAACCCAUGUACACUGCCGUGGUACGUGCCUCUUCUGUACAAGAACAAGAGCGUACCUGGUGGGCCGGAUGGGGAAGCGGGAGACGCCAGGGGUGAGAAAGGGUGGCAGGAGGUGGACGGGGAGUUUCGGCGGGGGCUGCCGGUGGAGGUCUAUGCGCACCGGCUGGCGUACCGGGGGCAUAUCAUGCGGGCGUGCCCGGGCCUGCGCUCGCUGGACGGGGUGGGCGUGACGGAGAAGGAGCGGGCCAAGGCGGGGGAGCUGCUGGCGACGAUGGGACUGCGUAGCAGCGUAGGAGCGUAG
Molecule: messenger RNA, 1620 nt
Organism: Gloeophyllum trabeum ATCC 11539
Lineage: Eukaryota; Fungi; Basidiomycota; Agaricomycetes; Gloeophyllales; Gloeophyllaceae
Product: L domain-like protein
Exons: 9
Coding region: 151-1620 (489 amino acids)
Molecular function (GO): protein binding
Source: RefSeq, a predicted model, not a curated record